This is a messenger RNA of Fonsecaea nubica, 756 nucleotides long. RefSeq lists its product as hypothetical. The transcript has a single exon. Lineage: Eukaryota; Fungi; Ascomycota; Eurotiomycetes; Chaetothyriales; Herpotrichiellaceae. The record is from RefSeq and is a predicted model, not a curated record. Bases 1 to 756 code for a protein of 251 amino acids.
AUGGUUGCGCUGUCGGCUUUGACCCAUCUAAUCACUGCGACAGGCAUCUCCUUUGCGAGCGCAACUCUACCUUCUCCCAGAUCCGCUCAACCCAUAGAGAACUCCGCAAACACGCUCUUGUCUCGAAGUAUUAUCCCAGAAGGCUGUUAUGACGCAGUGCCAAUCGGCUGGGGUGAUUACCUGGUCAACCGUACCAUCAAUAUAUGUUACCCAUAUUUGGAACCCACCUGUGAAAGGAUCGGAAAAGCGACACUUGCGAAAUGGAUGGACUUUUGUGCACAGUGGGAUUUGCGAGGUGAAAACCCGGUGAAAACCUGCCAGUGGAAAAAGAACAAACCAUACAGCCUUUACGACGACGCCCCUGAGGAUGAUGAUCGUCGCAACAUGCCCUAUCGAGUGCCUGGCCCCUUGCGAUGUUGCCCACCACCGUACAACGGGGUGGAUGCGGGGAAAUUCAACAUGAUGAAUGCUCUGUGCAGGAUGUGGAGGGUCAAAAAUGACGGAGAGUACCGUUAUUACUCCCAGAACUUCCCCUUGUACGGAAUCUUCGACGAAGACUACAACUACGACAACAUGACCAUCUGGUCCUACCAUCCUCUGUCGCACACUUCCGACCAUAUAACCCUACUGGAUAAAGAUGACAGAGACGAUCUCAAAACGGAUUACUUCCCGAUGACCUUGGAAGAACUUAUCGACUGGCAGAACGAGGAAGAUAAGGAAAAAAACAAGCAUCAUCAUCUCUCUCCAUUCUACUGA